AUGAUUCUUUCAAGUAAGCUCACAUUCAUUGCACUAUCCACAAUCAUCCAGGCAGUCUAUGCUGUCGAUCUACAAAUAUCUGAUAAGGAUUCCAUCUGUAGCGCUGCCAGUCUUGUGGCGGACGGGAUGAUGAACUAUUAUAGUGGGUCUCAAUAUGGUGGUACUGUUGGGAUGUUCCAACCUCCUUACUACUGGUGGCAAGCUGGCCAUGCCUUUGGUGGGUUAUUAGACCAUUGGUACUAUUGUCAAAAUACCACUUAUGAAAAUGUCUUGUAUAGUUCAUUGAUUGCCCAAACUGGUACAAAUUAUGAUUAUAUUCCAAAGAAUCAAUCAACAACUGAAGGUAAUGAUGAUCAAGGGUUUUGGGGGUUAUUCGUCAUGGCCGCUGCUGAAAGAAAUUUCACUGAACCUCAUGGUGAUGAUAAAAAAGUUCCAAGUUGGUUAACAAUGUCUCAAGCUGUUUAUAAUACAAUGUGGAAAAGAUGGGAUAGAGAAAAUUGUGGUGGUGGUUUAAGAUGGCAAAUUUUCACAUGGAAUUCAGGUUAUAAUCAUAAAAACACCGUGAGUACUGCUUGUCUUUUCCAUAUGGCUGGUAGAUUAGCAAGAUUUACUGGUAAUGAUAGUUAUGCUGAGGUUGCUGAUGAAGUUUAUCAAUGGUUAAUCGAUGCACAUUUCUUGGAGGAAGCUGAUGCAGCAAGAGUUUAUGAUGGUGCUGAUAUUGCUGAUAAUUGUUCAAAUGUUGUCAAACUGGAAUGGACUUAUAAUUAUGGUUUAUUAUUAGGUGGUGCUGCUUACUUAUACAAUGCCACACAAGAAGAUAUUUGGAUGCACAGAGUUCAAAAUUUGGUUGAAGGUUCAAAAGUGUUUUUCAACAAUUCAAUCAUGUAUGAAAGAGCUUGUCAAGGUGGUGGAACCUGUAAUACUGAUCAACGUUCAUUCAGAGCUGUUUUCUCAAGAGCUUUAGGUUUAACUUCAUUACUUGUUCCAUCAUUAUAUGAUGAUAUCCGUCCAUUACUUGAAAAAUCCGCUUCAGCUGCUGCUAAAUCUUGCUCUGGUGGUACUGAUGGUAUAACUUGUGGUCAAGAUUGGACUGUAAAUGGUUGGGAUAAUAAAUAUGGGCUAGGUGAACAAAUGGCUGCUUUAGAAGUGAUGUUGUCGUUAUUACCUGGUACAAUGCCAGCUCCAUUAGAUCAUAAUGAUUCUGGUGUUAAUACAACUGGUGAUUAUAAUGCUGGUUUAGAUUCAAAUACAAAUCAAUUGGAUCAUGAACCAUUGAAUAUUCAAACUAAAGAUAAAGCCGGUGCUGCAAUCAUCACAGCUGUUGUGCUGUUUAUCAUCAUAUUGGGUGCUAUUUGGAUGAUCAUAUGA
This is a messenger RNA of Hansenula anomala, 1368 nucleotides long. Its product is annotated as glycoside hydrolase family 76 protein. The transcript has a single exon. NCBI's taxonomy places the organism in Eukaryota, Fungi, Ascomycota, Saccharomycetes, Phaffomycetales, Wickerhamomycetaceae. Gene Ontology annotation, molecular function: mannan endo-1,6-alpha-mannosidase activity. Gene Ontology annotation, biological process: fungal-type cell wall biogenesis; carbohydrate catabolic process; budding cell bud growth. Bases 1 to 1368 code for a protein of 455 amino acids. The record is from RefSeq and is a predicted model, not a curated record.